GCCUCCCGCUCGGAGUCGGAGAUAUACUCGGGGGUUCUUCCCAGGCCGAGCCGGAGCUGAGCCCGGAGGGCGGCGGUCCUCUCAACCUGUUCCUUCUGCUUCCCUCAGACUCGGUACCUCGGAAUUGGUGUGGCUGAGUCAGCAAGCCCUCAGAUCUGCCCGGUUCUUGUUUGCUAUUCAUAUCAAGAUGGGAGCUCAGACAAGUUACUGUUUCUGAGGAUCUGGUGCCUCCAUCAAGAAGGGACAGUUUGGUGCCAGCCCUUCAGUGAAGAGGAGGUUCCCCCCAAGGUGCUGGGCAAUGAACCUGAACCUGCAAGCCAGAGUGGUGUGAAGUCUUCAGAGAAAGCAGAAGAUGGCCAUGGCCCCAAGCUCGUCUCUGCCGCAGGUGUACCCUAGCCAUGCGGUGGUGGCUGUGUGGGAAUGGCAGGAUGGGCUUGGCAUUUGGCACCCCUACAGUGCCACUGUCUGCUCCUUCAUUGAGCAGCAGUUUGUCCGGCAGAGAGGCCAGCAUUUUGGACUGGGGAGCCUGGCCCACAGCAUCCCCUUAGGCCAAGCUGACCCCUCACUGGCUCCUUACAUCAUCGACCUCCCCAGCUGGACUCAGUUCCGCCAGGACACUGGCACCAUGAGGUCUGUGCGCAGACACCUGUUCUCACAGAAUUCUGCCCCAGGCCAGGGAAUCGUCUGGGAGUGGCUGGGUGAUGACGGAUCCUGGAUAGCCUAUGAAGCUAGAAUCUGUGACUAUCUGGAGCAGCAAGUGGCCAGGGGUAUCCAGGUCGUGGACUUGGCCCCACUGGGGUAUAACUACACUGUCAACUAUGCCACCCUAACACAAACCAACAAGACUUCCAGCUUCUGCCGGAGUGUGCGACGCCAAGUGGGGCCAGUUUACCCCGUGACUUCAGACAUCGCUGUCCCACGCCAAGUGGGACUCAUCUGCUUUUGCCAACAGUGCCUCCAUGGUAGUGGAACUGGCCCUGUGUCAGGUCGCUACCGCCACUCCAUGACCAACCUGCCUGCAUAUCCUGCCCCCCAAGCACCCCACCGGACUGCCACUGUCACUGGGGCUCACCAGGCCUUUGCCCCAUACAAUAAACCUUCACUGUCUGGGGCCAGAUCUGCACCAAGGUUGAACACCACCAACCCCUGGGGUGCAGCACCUCCUGUUCCAGGCAGCCAGUCCGUGUUCCACUCCAGCCUCUCCCACCUGGGGCCACAGCUCCUGUCCUCAGGACCAUCCACCUCCAGUGGAGCCAGUGCCUCCUUCCCCAGCGGUCCCUCCUCCAGCAGCCCAGGGAGCGCCCCUACCACUGUGCCCGUGCAGAUGCCGAAGCCCAGCAGGGUCCAGCAGGCACUUGCAGGCAUGACGAGUGUGCUGUCAGCCAUUGGACUCCCUGUGUGUCUUAGCCGUGCACCCCGGCCCACCGGCCCUCCCGCCUCCCGUCCGGCCUCUAAAAGUCACAGCUCAGUUAAGAGGCUGAGGAAAAUGUCCGUAAAAGAAGGGAUGCCUAAGCCCGAGCCGGAGCAGGUGAUCAGAAAGUACACUGAGGAGCUGAAAGUGGCCCCUGAAGAGGAUUGCAUCAUCUGUAUGGAGAAACUGUCAGUGGCUUCUGGGUACAGUGAUGUGACUGACAGCAAAGUCCUCGGGCCCAUGGUCGUGGGCCGCCUCACCAAGUGCAGCCAUGCCUUCCACCUGCUGUGCCUGCUGGCCAUGUAUUGCAACGGGAACAAGGAUGGGAGUCUGCAGUGUCCGUCCUGCAAAACCAUCUAUGGGGAGAAGACUGGAACGCAGCCCUGGGGGAAGAUGGAGGUGUUCAGGUUCCACAUGUCCCUGCCAGGCCACGAAGACUGUGGGACCAUCCUCAUUGUUUACAAUAUCCCUCAUGGCAUCCAGGGACCGGAGCACCCCAGCCCUGGGAAACCGUUCACUGCCCGAGGCUUUCCCCGGCAGUGCUACCUACCAGAUAGCCCUCAGGGCCGCAAGGUCCUGGAGCUCCUGAAGGUGGCCUGGAAGAGAAGACUCAUCUUUACCGUGGGGACUUCCAGCACCACGGGUGAGACCGACACUGUGGUGUGGAACGAGAUCCACCACAAGACGGAGAUGGACCGCAACGUGACAGGCCAUGGCUACCCGGACCCCAACUACCUGCAAAAUGUGCUGGCCGAGCUCGCUGCCCAGGGAGUGACCGAAGACUGCCUGGAACAGCAGUGACCUUCGGGCCCGCCUCUGUCAACUACCCCAAAGCCCCUGGGCGGGUGGGCAGGAAGGUGUGCCUUGUUGAGAGGCAAAAGUGUUUGUUGGGUUUGUGUAGCCCACUGGGGUUGCACCUCCCUCUUAAAGUUUGGGCUUCUUGCCUCUCUGCCACCAUCCUGUCUGGGCUGGGGUCUGCCUGGAAAAUGGGCGCCCUCGGUAUUGUACUUGUGGAAGCGUAAGCUGGAGCUACCUCAGUGCACGGACGGGAUGGCCCAUCCAGCUCUGGGUGGACUGGUGACCCAGCAAGCGGUGAGCAGGGACGACCAUACUCCCAGCUUCUGGCCGGCUUUGCAUACCUCAGAUCUUAUUUGCAAUAAAGACCCUAUAGCCAACGUG
This is a messenger RNA of Grammomys surdaster, 2590 nucleotides long. It is a transcript of the gene Dtx2, whose product is annotated as deltex E3 ubiquitin ligase 2. Gene Ontology annotation, biological process: Notch signaling pathway; protein ubiquitination. Gene Ontology annotation, molecular function: zinc ion binding; ubiquitin protein ligase activity. Gene Ontology annotation, cellular component: nucleoplasm. Bases 353 to 2212 code for a protein of 619 amino acids. The record is from RefSeq and is a predicted model, not a curated record. NCBI's taxonomy places the organism in Eukaryota, Metazoa, Chordata, Mammalia, Rodentia, Muridae. The transcript is spliced from 11 exons.